AGGCUGCCUCCCCCAGCUCCAUGUCCAUGUGUCACACACUAUGUACUCAGCUAUUAGAUGUUGUCAUGGACAGUGUGUAGGAGGAGCUGGUGGAGCUGCUCAGGAGAAUCUCUCUUCUUUUUGUCUCUGGUAACUGGAUGUGUAAUGGGUCCCAGUUUCCUGGUUUUAUUCCUUUUGCUCCUAUCUUCCUGAGAUGGGGUGCGUAGUCAGCAGUAAGGUGCUCCCAGAGCCCAUGGAACCUCCCCUCAAGAAGAACCCUUACUACGUCAAGCUCAUCCGUGCCAUAGUCCCCGUCCAGUUCUGUGGUGAACCAGUAAAAUGCAAAGCCGAAUUUUGGGGUUUGCAAGAAGAACCUAAAAGAGAUCAGGACAUCGAGGAAAAGAGGAAUCAAGUAGCUCGAUACCGUGCAAAAUUUGACCCCCGAGUUAUAGCAAGAUAUGAUAUCAAGGCUCUUAUUGGAAGGGGAAGUUUCAGCAGAGUGGUAAGAGUUGAGCACAGAGCUACCAGACAACCAUUUGCAAUCAAAAUGAUAGAAACAAGAGCCAAAGAAGGCAAAGAAGUCUGCGAGUCAGAGCUUAACAUCCUCAGAAGAGUCAGCCAUCACAACAUCAUCCAGCUCAUUGAAGUAUUCGAAGCUUAUGACCGAGUGUACAUGGUAAUGGAACUAGCCACAGGUGGAGAACUGAUGGACAGAAUUAUUGCUAAAGGAUCAUUUACUGAACGAGAUGCAACCAAGGUGCUUCAGAUGGUUUUAGAUGGUAUAAACUACCUCCAUGGACUUGGAAUAACACACAGAGACCUAAAACCAGAAAAUCUUCUCUAUUACCACCCUGGUGCUGACUCUAAGAUAUUAGUUACCGAUUUUGGUUUGGCAAAUUCUGGUAACAAAGGAGGAGACUGGUCUAUGAGGACCAUAUGUGGGACUCCGGAGUACAUAGCACCUGAGAUUAUUCUGAGAAGACCUUAUAGUAAUGCAGUGGACAUGUGGGCUCUUGGAGUCAUCACUUAUAUUUUACUAAGUGGAUCUAUGCCCUUUGAAGAUGAAAAUCGAACAAGACUUUACCGGCUGAUCCUGAAAGGAAAAUAUAGUUACUUAAGUGAACCAUGGCCAAGUGUUUCCAAUCUUGCAAAGGACUUUGUAGACCGAUUGCUCACUGUAGAUUCCAAAGACCGGUCAGCUGCCAGUGAUGCCAUACAACACCCAUGGAUCAAAACUAUGGCCGCGUCAUCAUCCAUGAAAAAUCUUCAUAGGUCAAUCUCACAAAACCUGAGAAGAAGAGUCUCAUCUCGGUGUCAGAGCACCAAAUCCGAGCAGUCAUUGAAGUCCGGUAACUCCAACAAGUCCCGGAGAAUGAAGGAGAUCAUGGAACGCAAUAUGCGUUAUCAUGCACAUGUGAGCAGGGAGCCCUCGCUAUGAGCAUUUCACAUCAUGUUAUACCUCUACCACAUAAUUUUUUUUAUUACUAUGUCUAAUUUACUUUUCACUUAUAGACUUUUUAUAUGAAAACUCAACACAUUAAUAAGAAUGCUCCAAAAUAACAGUAGUCCCAUCCUUGUCACUGAUGUCAUUGACUGUAAAUAAUAAGAUGCCAGACUAUCUUAUACUAUUCAUAUCCAGGAUGUGUGUGCUUAAGGGGGAUGGGAGAACUAUAUCUUUUACUAUCCAAAGUUUUAUAUUUUCCAUAUAAAAAUUACUUUGUGGCUUGAAAAAAAUUUCUGGGCAAAAGGUAC
This is a messenger RNA of Hyla sarda, 1731 nucleotides long. It is a transcript of the gene PSKH2, whose product is annotated as protein serine kinase H2. The coding region runs from base 194 to 1417 and encodes 407 amino acids. NCBI's taxonomy places the organism in Eukaryota, Metazoa, Chordata, Amphibia, Anura, Hylidae. Gene Ontology annotation, biological process: protein phosphorylation. Gene Ontology annotation, molecular function: protein kinase activity; ATP binding. The record is from RefSeq and is a predicted model, not a curated record. The transcript has 3 exons.